Messenger RNA from Penicillium griseofulvum, 1278 nucleotides. RefSeq lists its product as uncharacterized. Bases 1 to 1278 code for a protein of 425 amino acids. Lineage: Eukaryota; Fungi; Ascomycota; Eurotiomycetes; Eurotiales; Aspergillaceae. The transcript has 3 exons. Gene Ontology annotation, molecular function: protein binding. The record is from RefSeq and is a predicted model, not a curated record.
AUGGCAAGCAUUCAACACCCCCAGUCAGCGACUACGGUAUUCCUAGAUCAGCCACCCAGUUGUCUGGAGUUUUGCCCCGAGGCCCCAGACCAUUUCAUCGUGGGCACCUACCUUCUAUCAGAGAACAAAACAGAAGAUGGAGAGGUCCAGCAGUCCAAAACUGGGAGUCUGCAACUAUGGAAAUUAGAUCCUGUUAGCAAAACAUUAUCCCAGAUCCAAAGAAUUGCUGUCCCAUACGCAGUCUUUGACUUGCACUUCCACCCAAGAAACAAGAACCUGUUUGCAAUUGCAACCAGCGUGGGGUCAGUGGCUCUAUUCCAGGUAUCCAACUCCACCACAGGAGACACAUCCGCAACCCCAAGUAUCACCCAACUAUGGACAAAACAAGUCCACGAAGACCCAUCAAUCCCAGCCCUAUUCCUCGCCUGGGCACCGCAAAAUUGGUUCCCCCAGUCAACAGCAGACGGUUUCGCCGUCACAUUCUCAGAUAGCCGGACAGCCGUCUUUGGCACAGAAGGCGAUAUCCUCCAAGAAGAAAGUAUAGCAGAAUGGGGCACAUAUGAAGCCAAACAGAUGAUCGAAGUCUGGUUUGUUGCAUUGUCAACAUAUCCAGGAACCCCAGAUGUCGAGACCCAGAACCGAUCUGCGAUCCCUUUCAUGUUCACGGGUAAUGACUUCGGCUCGCUGCACACCCGCCGGUUCGAUAAUACCACCGACUUGGAUGAUCCAGAUGAGCAUAUCUCGCCUAUGCUGCUUGAGCAUGAUGAUCGAGCUCGUCAUCACACUGCUGGUGUCACUGCUAUCUUGCCUCUUGAUGUUCCCUUGGUCGAUGAUGCCCCGGUUCUUCUGACGGGAUGCUAUGAUGAGACUCUUCGUGUGUACCAUGCUACGCGGAGGGGAGAGGUUCUUGCUGAGGAAGGUCUUGAUGGUGGUGUUUGGCGACUGCAGUUACUGAAUACGACUAAGAUUCCUGGCUCGGAUGACUCGAAUGUAUCCGAGUACCGCUUUUUGGUGCUGGCCAGUUGUAUGCAUGCUGGAACCAGGCUUGUCCAGGUUACGUGCAAGCAUGAAGAUGGAGUCCCGGAUUGGGGGAUUGAGGUUCUGGCGAAGUUCACCGAGCAUGAGAGUAUGAAUUAUGCUAGCGGCGUUUGGGAGGGUGGACAAAAGACAACUCGGUCUUCUGAGGUUUUCCGCGCCAAUUUUGGAAGUCCAUCCAGACGACAGGGACUUCUUCGGAACAUCCAGGUUUGGGGUGUCUACGUUGACUACAAUAACUAG